AUGUUAAGGAUAAAGAGUCAUUAUGGUGAUUUACAUGUACCAUUUUACAUUGAGUUUCCUAAAGCUUUUGAUCAGAAUACUAUUAAGAUACUUGCCUAGGUAUAUUUAAAUAUCAUUUUGAGACCUUGCCAGAACCAUCUUUUACACCAAAAUAACUUAGUAUAAAAUUAUAAGAAUUUUUAUUUGGCGAUUUUUAACAACAUUAAGCAAGAGAAGAAAAUGAUGAUGAUGAAUUUAAUCAAAAUGGAAUUGAAUGUGCUAUGUUUUGA
Messenger RNA from Paramecium octaurelia, 269 nucleotides. The record is from the annotation of a GenBank genome assembly. Lineage: Eukaryota; Ciliophora; Oligohymenophorea; Peniculida; Parameciidae.